AUGACAACCAGAUGGUUUUACUUAAUAGCGGGCAGCACUUCAGGAGAUCAGUGUCUGUCGGUGGAUAUCUCAAAUAUGAAAUCGUUGGACGACCUGAGGCGUGGCACUGCCAGCAUGUUCUCAGUGGCAGUCCCUGAGUCAAUAUCAUUCCACGGCGAAUCUGGCCUCCUAUCUAGCAUCAAUGAGAUUGAACAGACUAGAAGCAAGAUCAGGGUCUGCGUGGAUAACCAGGCUAUUCGCGAACCUGCUGGCCCGCGGGAGAUACCAUUUGUUGGGAAUUAUUUUGAGAUUCAUCCCGACCACCUUGGCAACCAUGAGCGUCUAUUUCAUCGGUAUGGAAAUGUCAUCAAGACAGUGGUCAUGGGGAGGACCGUCUACCUUACCAACGAUCCUCGGGUGUCGGAAGUAGUUUUUGGCGAGAACGAAUUCUUCACCAAGAAGACCUCUGAUCCCAAUCAUCCCCUCUUUUGGAUCAGUGAUGUUGCUGCCCUAUUCGCAGCCGACACUGCAGCAGAGAGCGUUAAACUAGCUCACAAGUUCGUACCACCUAGCAUGUCCCCCAAGGCUGUUCAACACUACAUGCCAGCUAUGCGACAGGAGAUACAAAGUUCUUUCAAGGUCUUUGACGCACUUGAUGAUCGCCACCAGCCUUGGAAUGCCUACCAAUACAUGCUCAAGCUGAGCUCUCAGGUAGUAAGCAAGAUGGUCUUGGGACUGGAUGUGGGUCAUUUCCACACGCCUGAUACACAGCUUCAUGAACUUGUUAGUGUGUUGGGGGAAUUUGUCGUUGCCGUGAGGCAAGCUUCUCUCAGCUUCCCGUGGCUCAAAUAUGCAGCCCUCCAAUCAACCUGCAUCGCAGACUACCUUAAACGGGCCGUCGAUGACGGGAACCAAAAACUACCGGACGAAUAUAUUCCGUCCAAUGCCCUGCUUGUCCUUGCGGCAGGUAUAUCCGCGACAUCUUCGAUGCUCUCCUACCUCCUCUACUUCCUGGCCAACUACCCAGAGACGCAAGCAAAAAUCCUCCAAGAACUGAUAAACAAUGAUGUAACACCCGAAAAAUGCUGGACUUAUGACACCAUCAUGUCUCUACCCUACCUUGAUGGUUUCGUGAAAGAGGGGCUCCGUCUUCAUGGCCCAGCAUUCCAGCCCGCGCGCAACGCGAAAACAGAUGUUAUUGUCCCCGGCGCCUACCGGAUCCCUGCGGGCGCCGUUGUCAACCCGCUCUUCUCCUCAAUACAUCGCAACAAGGAAUACUGGGAGAAUCCGAGUCUGUUCCACCCCGAGCGCUGGCUAUCAGCCAAUGUAAAGAAGCACCGGAUGGCGUAUUCGCCGUUCGCAGCAGGACCUCGUGGAUGUGUGGGCUUCAAUGUUGCUCAUAUCGAGCUGCGGAUGAUUCUGGCCAUGCUAGUGCUCAGAUAUGAGUUUAUCGACAUGUCGCCUGAUCCUGUGGUAUAUGACCAUGAGUAUUUGCUGGAACUGCUCGUGAACUGCUAUGUUAGGGCUAAGAGAAGGACUGCAUGGCCAGAGAAGGCCUUGUAG
Molecule: messenger RNA, 1542 nt
Organism: Aspergillus campestris IBT 28561
Lineage: Eukaryota; Fungi; Ascomycota; Eurotiomycetes; Eurotiales; Aspergillaceae
Product: cytochrome P450
Exons: 3
Coding region: 1-1542 (513 amino acids)
Molecular function (GO): heme binding; monooxygenase activity; iron ion binding
Source: RefSeq, a predicted model, not a curated record